GAAGCAUUUCCUACUUUAAAAUGCUUCAAAUUUUCCGCCAUUAGGUUCCUCCUAUCCCUCCAGUAUAUGUGGAUGCGCAUGUCAACCACUUCUCUGCAGCACUUCACAGUCAUCCCCACAUUCUCUCUCUCUCUCAUUCACGUAGAUGGGUUGAUGAAUUGAAUGUGUAGAUCAAAUUCAUGAAAAUUGAAGUGUUUUAAACUAGGGUUGGAUUCUGAGAGCAGAUUUACUGCUACAGGAAGAGGAAAAAUGGUUAUCAUAACCCAGGAUAUGAUCAAGCAAUUCCAGAAUUUAGCUGAAACAAUUGACGAGCCACUCAAGAUCACAUUCGAGAAUUUGCAUCAAGGAUAUCCAUCUGAGACUGCGAUCCGGUUCUUAAAAGCACGAGAUGGAAACAUAUCCAAAUCCCAUAAAAUGCUUGUUGAUUGUCUAAAUUGGAGGAUUGAAAAUGAGAUUGACAAAAUAUUAUGGAAACCAAUCAUUCCUGCUGAGUUUUAUAGAUCAGUCCGCGACUCGCAGCUUAUAGGGAUGUCGGGUUACACAAAAGAUGGUCGACCUGUGAUUGCCAUUGGCGUGGGGCUCAGCACUUACGACAAAGCAUCUAUUCAUUGCUAUGUUCAAUCGCACAUCCAGAUAAAUGAAUACAGAGACCGCGUGAUAAUGCCAUCUGCAACGAGAAAGUUUGAGCGACAUAUAAGUACUUGUGUCAAGGUUCUCGAUAUGACCGGGCUCAAACUUUCGCAUCUCAAUCAAAUUAAGCUAUUGACGGUUAUAUCUAGUAUCGAUGACUUGAACUACCCGGAGAAGACCGAUACUUACUAUAUUGUCAAUGCCCCAUAUGUAUUUUCAGCAUGCUGGAAGGUUGUGAAGCCACUUUUGCAAGAAAGAACACGAAAGAAAGUUCAGGUGCUUUCGGGUUGCGGUAAAGAUGACUUACUGAAGAUAAUGGAUUACGAAUCUCUACCACAUUUUUGUAGAAGACAAGGGUCCGGAUCAUCACGGCACGCUAAAAACACCAUAGGUGAUGAUUGUUGUUUCUCUUUGGACCACGGGUUUCACCAGCAGCUCUAUAACUACACGAACCAGCAAGCUGCAGGCAUAAAGCCACGAGCCCCGGUUAAGCAAGGUUCAUUUCAUGUGGGUUUCCCUGAACCUGACCUAACCAACUAUAAAAUUGCUCGAACUAUAGAAACCGAGUUUCAUAAACUGGAGAACCAGAAUGGGUUUACUGAUGAACAAGAUGACCUCAAGUCAAAUGGAGAUCAACAUCUCAAGGAAACUAAUGCGGAGAAACUGGUGCAUAUCUGAACCAGAAUGUUGUUAUCUUCUUGUUUUUAAGUAUACGAUUAUUUUCCAUAUAUUUUGUAACUCUAUGUUGUAAUUUUAUUAACUCGUUUCGUUGGCCCGAAAUGGAACGAAAAAAAAUAGUAUUUUUGACCUUGAAAGUCGAAUAUAGCCAUGAACAAUGAAGCUCAAUAAGGUUAUGCAUUUUUACCAUCUC
Molecule: messenger RNA, 1501 nt
Organism: Cynara cardunculus var. scolymus (artichoke)
Lineage: Eukaryota; Viridiplantae; Streptophyta; Magnoliopsida; Asterales; Asteraceae
Product: SEC14 cytosolic factor-like
Exons: 11
Coding region: 250-1308 (352 amino acids)
Source: RefSeq, a predicted model, not a curated record